AACAUUGAAACCACCCGAUUAAAACAUAUCCAUUUACGAAACCUCGUCCGAGACGUAGGUAGGAAAGAGCUGCUCGCAGCCAGCCCUUUUUAUCUUUUUUUUUUUAAUAACAUACUAGACUACCUAGAUUUUUGCAUAAGCUACCUAGAUACAAACAAUUGUUUUGAUAAGCAAUUGUUGUUUUCUUUUUCUUUGCUUUGUUCUAUCCCCCACCGGCCCCAUUCGCUACUGCUGCUGUCCAACUUCUUUCCCUUCGCAGGCUCGAAGUCAGCUCAGCGCUGCUUUCACUCGUUCGAGGUUCCCCAUCUCUGUCUCUCUCUCUUUCUCUCUACCAGUUCUUCCAAUGCUAGGGUACUAGGGUACUGCAUGUCCUAACUUGCAGUAUCACCUGCAUUAAACAUGCUCCUAAGGGGAGACACGUCGUCUUCCACCUCAUCUACCACUACUACUACAUAGUUCUCUUGUUGUUGUUGUUGAUCAUUAUGUUUUGAAUCGAAGUCCCUGGUCUGUUGGUUUUGGUGUCUUGGGUGAACAAAUUUUGCAUCUUCACUAUUUCUUGGUCCGCAUUUCUUGGCCCGCUCUUCAUCACCAUGCCCUUAGCCGUCUUGAACAAUGAUUCUCUUCGACCGUGUUCACAUACUACUAGUUCCCUACGCGUUGCCGGCCAUACCAAUUGGACAGCAGCUCUGAAGCUGAAUCGUACCGCCCCCGAUUUAGGUCUAAACUUUGAAGAUCCCGAUGUAUUUCGUAACGACUGCGAAGAGGCCUGGAAGACGUUGGAUAAUAUAGCUGCCCUUGGUUUAACCUUAGAGAAUAACGAAGAAGAAACGACACGUUCGACUGAACUUCCUAAACUUACUUUCGAAAAUGACGGGUCCGGUGCUGGAUCUUCCGAAACUCCCUCACCGCCGGUAGGCCCAUUCCACAAGUGGAUGAAGAACUUACACAAGCGAGCACAUCGUCCCAUAUCCCGCCGCAGUCGUAGUCGGCCCGAGUCUUUUCCUGAGUUUUCAGAACAUUCGCUCGAAUAUGAAGACUUAUCUACCGAUGGCCACAGGAAAUCCUUUUCCGAUUCCUCUUUUAGAUUUGUUACGGCUGUCAGAAGCGCCAGCGUCAGUCUUGCGAGUGCUAGUGUGAUUACCCGCCCAAGGAGAUAUGCUACACGAUCAUCAUGCCAUAGCAGGGCAGAUCUUAGCAGCAGAGGAUCGACAUCGGGGCCGCGGUACUCCGAGGACAGUACAUGUCUUGAGCGGACAGCAUCAAACGACUCGGGUGUAACCGAACGACUGCUUCAAAGGCGACGUAUCCUAGAGGAAAUAAUAAACACGGAGGAAAGCUAUAUUGGAGACGUCAAGUUCCUCAUGAACGUCUAUGUCACCAUCUUAGCUUCUAUACCGUCGCCGCAUAUGGGGCUUCGCUCUUCGAUCAACCGUAAUCUAACGGAUAUUGUUGAGUUACAUGAAGAGAUUCUCGGCGAACUUCAUAAGGUAGUACCUAACUCCGAGUACACACAACCCGAGUGUAUUCCGGUUGCCAUAAAACCGCCAUCUUCUUCUAAAAGCCAUAACCGCUGGCGUAGUCUCGACUCUACUCCGGAGGAAGAUGAGGGCGCUUUUAGUUGGCUCCAGAGCAUGCCUAGUGUGGUAGCUGAGCCGACUAUUGCAGCCGAGGUAGCUCAUGUAUUUGGCAAAAGGAUGAAUCGAUUCUUCAUCUAUGAAGAAUAUGGUGCAAAAUAUGAGAUGAUGAUUAAGGACGUGGCAUCCGCUCAUAGGACAUUACCUGAAUGGGAGAUGUACCAAAAAGGGCUGGAAGCCUUAGCAGCUUCUUUAGGCGCCACCAACUAUCAUCUCGAUCACUCCAGGAAAUCCUUGACUAUCGGCGAUCUCUUGGUUAAGCCAAUCCAAAGGAUAUGUAGAUAUCCUCUCCUAUUUGCCGAACUUCUCAAGUAUACACCCGUAUGUGACUGUCCGACCUCACAUAUGGAAAUCGAGAAUGUUCUCAUACGGCUGCGCGAGGCAACAGCCGAGAUCAAUCGAGCCGCCGACGAUCCACGAAUGAAAACCACUAUAGAGCAGACCUGGCUACUUCAGGAUCGACUUGUGUUCCCAAAUCAGAAGCUCGACGCGGCUUCGAAAACUGCCAUUCGUUCCUUUGGACACAUCCGUCUAUGCGGCGCCUUACAUGUGUGCUGGCAGACCAAAGACGGCGUGGACGGUGCAUAUAUGGUCACGCUCCUCUACAAGGACUGCUUAUGCCUUGCUACAGCCAGCCGGACGGAUCAAAUAUAUACCAUUCAGGCUUGCAUCAGUCUAAAUGAUAUAAAGGUUGAAGAAGUGGACAAUGGCCGAGGCAUUCAAUGUCACACCGCCCCCUUCUCCUGGAAGCUCGUUUUCGAAUGUGACCAUCAACUCUAUGAAGUUAUCAUGACAGCUUGUUCUCCAAAGGAAGAACAGGAGUGGCGUAGUCGCCUUACCCGACCCAACUCAAUUGAAUCGUAUGAAUUAUCGGAACCUACAUUCUACAGCUCAAUCUCGCUCGACAUAAAAAGCCUUGGAACGAUAUUUGGAAAACCAGGCACCGUUGCUCGUCGUCUUUCCAUUCAUAGGGCCACUACUGUUGGACCAAAAUCGCCAUUGUGUCAGGUCAUACUUAAGAAUACGAGCACGAUGAAAGAUAAUUCAUCGUCAACACCCCCGCAAAUUAAUCGCUCUCAAUCUCUGCUGACGACCAACUCUCGCAUCCCGGUGCUUACCCCUUCUCGAGGGGAGCGGGCUCGUCUUGAGGCUUUGUUAGCCGAUGUCUGGAGUCGUAAGGUGCUACCUUUCCCCGGCAUAACAUAUCGAUCGAAAAGCGAGCACCUUGUCCGCAGCUCAGCUUCGACUGUCAUGCGAAAGCUGAGCGUUGCAAGCAUCACCAGCUCUUUUGCGAAGCGUUCCAUAAGUGCUACUAGUAUACCGAAGUCGAGCGAAGAAGAGCUCCCACACUACAAUGGCUCCGUUGAUAACCUUGCCCGUCUAAACAGCGACAAGCCAAAGUGUAGGCUACUGAGGGCCAGCACAACCGAUGGAGAUAUUAAACCAAGGCUUCCGAUGAUUCGGGAUGAGGCUGAGCAUGCCAAUAGUCCCGACCCAGAUAAUUCAACGACGGUAAAGGUGGAUGCUUUGAAGCUCGACUUGGAUUGGUUGGAAGAUGAAAUAAGCGCUCACACAUUUCGGUCAUCGCCAUCAUCUAAGCACGCUCGACGAGAUAGUAGACAGACGACCUUAUCAGCAGGGUCUUCACCGUCGUCCAUUGGGGACGAAGAUACCAUUUACCACGGACUUGGAGCGAAACAUCGUCUACACGAAACAUUAACUAAUGUUAGGCCUACACACCAUAAGUGGGCAGGAGUCGGCGCCAUCAACAAAGGUUUGGUGGCGUCUAGCAUCCGUAGCUUUUUUAGAUGAGGGAAGGCAACUUCAAUAAUUCGGUAGCGCAGGGUUGGGUAUGGUAUAGAUACAUGGUCUGGACGGCUUUUGGCUUGGGAUUAUACCAUUCUUUUGCUUUUUUUUUCUCUCUCUCUCUUUCUCUUUACGAUGACAUUCAAUCGGUACUGGAUUCCGUACAACGCUUUGCUUUUUUCGCCAAUUGCCUCGUCAGGCUUACGGACCUAGAGAGACUAUGAUUAUACCCCGGAGCAAAUUUAGUUAGGUAGAGCAAUGGAAGUUCUGGUGUUACUUGCGAGCGGAAGUUUAUUUUAUUUUUCUUUUUUUCUUUUUCUUUUCUCUCCUUUCGAAGCGAUCAACUGCCAAACCAGCGGUUAUGCCGUUAAUUCCGGAAACUUAGUAAUAAUAAUAUGCUGUUUAUCUCAUGGAAUGCAUUUUUACUUGGCUGCUCACUACUGGUUUGCUGUUAUGUAGUGCCGAUAUGCAAGUCGGUAUACUAUUUGGGUGACAUCCGGUAGCUCUCCAGUAUGAUGUAGUGGGAGGUACCAAAAAAACUAAGGCUCGGCUCUUAACUAUUAUAAGAUAUGCCUCUAAUAUAGCGUGUUCUUUCUAUUCUGUUCCAGAGCUUUCGUAUUAGCCUUAGGUUGCAUGUAUAAAUUAAUAUGUAAAUGUACAAAAAGGAUCAUUUGCACUUUGGUAAAUACAUUAACUAGAG
Molecule: messenger RNA, 4140 nt
Organism: Daldinia caldariorum
Lineage: Eukaryota; Fungi; Ascomycota; Sordariomycetes; Xylariales; Hypoxylaceae
Product: Dbl homology domain-containing protein
Exons: 7
Coding region: 591-3446 (951 amino acids)
Biological process (GO): regulation of GTPase activity
Cellular component (GO): cytoplasm
Molecular function (GO): guanyl-nucleotide exchange factor activity
Source: RefSeq, a predicted model, not a curated record